Owenia fusiformis is the source of this 3010-nucleotide messenger RNA. NCBI's taxonomy places the organism in Eukaryota, Metazoa, Annelida, Polychaeta, Sabellida, Oweniidae. The record is from the annotation of a GenBank genome assembly.
UGAUUCUGAAGCCAUGAUGAUUGUGUCUCUGAUAGAAUGAACGCAAGAGGCAUACAUACAUCAAAUGCAUGAAUGAAAAUAAUAGCGUGAUGGUUUGAAAGAUGGCAGUAGCUUCGAACUGAUAACUUGCCCUGAUCGAGGAUUAUGCUCAUCACUCCAGUCCAAAAUGGCGGAAGACGGCCAGGUCCACCGAGUACAGCGUAGAGGAGCGCUUAGACAGAAAAAUGUACACGAAAUUAAGGAUCAUAAGUUUACUGCAAGGUUCUUCAAACAACCAACAUUCUGCAGUCAUUGCAAGGAUUUCAUCUGGGGAUUUGGAAAGCAGGGAUUCCAGUGCAAAGUCUGUGCCUUCGUUGUGCACAAACGUUGCCAUGAGUUUGUCACGUUCCAGUGCCCUGGUUCUGAUACAGGACCUGAUUCUGAUUCAACUGCGACUCACAGGUUUAAAGUUCAUUCCUAUACAAGUCCCACGUUCUGUGAUCACUGUGGCUCCUUGCUAUAUGGCAUCAUCCACCAAGGCCUCAAAUGUGGCUCAUGUGACAUGAAUGUACAUAGGAGAUGUCAGUCAAAUGUGCCAAAACUCUGUGGAAUUGACCAUACUGAAAGAAGAGGAAGAGUUGAACUUAAAGCUCGUAUUGAAGGAAGUGUAAUAUAUGUCGAAGUUUCAGAAGCUAGGAAUCUUUGUCCUAUGGACCCUAAUGGUUUAGCUGACCCAUAUUGCAAAGUUAAACUAAUACCAGAUGAUGACAAAAAACUCAAAGUGAAAACACGUACGAUAAAAGCCACAUUAAAUCCUAUAUGGAAGGAGACGUUCCAGAUGAAAAUCCAAGAACCUGAUUUCUCUAAACGACUCUCUAUAGAAGUAUGGGAUUGGGAUAGGACUUCUCGUAAUGAUUUUAUGGGGUCAUUAUCCUUUGGGAUAUCAGAACUUGCAAAAGAUCCCGCAGAGGGGUGGUACAAACUACUCAAUCAAGAAGAGGGAGAAUUUUACAGUUUGCCAUGUCCAGAAGAAGUUGGACCAAAUGUUGCAGAUCUUCGUGAAAAAUUUGAAAUGCAGAACAUUAUGGACCAGAAGGCCAAGGAUGCCAGGAUGAACUUGGCAGGUGUGGCACACGGAGACGUCAUCAGAGCUAGUGAUUUUAACUUCCUCAUGGUCCUUGGCAAGGGCAGCUUUGGAAAAGUGAUGUUAGCAGAGAGAAAGGGCACUGAUGAACUUUAUGCUAUAAAGAUCCUCAAGAAAGAUGUUAUCAUACAAGAUGAUGAUAUAGAAUGCACCAUGAUAGAGAAGAGGGUCUUAGCAUUGCAGAACAAACCACCUUUCCUAGUUGCCUUGCAUUCUUGUUUUCAAACCAUGGACCGUUUGUACUUUGUGAUGGAGUAUGUCAAUGGUGGAGAUCUCAUGUACAGAAUUCAACAGGAGGGAAAGUUUAAGGAACCAGUUGCAGUAUUUUAUGCUGCAGAGAUUGCUAUAGGACUCAUGUAUCUCCAUAGCAAGGGCAUUAUAUACAGAGAUUUGAAGCUAGAUAAUGUUAUGCUAGAUGCAGAAGGACAUAUAAAGAUAGCAGAUUUCGGAAUGUGUAAAGAAAACAUAUUUGAUGACAAAACAACUAGAACAUUUUGUGGCACCCCAGACUACAUAGCACCUGAAAUAGUAUUAUAUCAACCAUAUGGCAAGUCAGUAGAUUGGUGGGCAUUUGGAGUGCUACUCUAUGAAAUGUUAGCAGGACAGCCUCCUUUUGACGGAGAAGAUGAGGAGGAACUGUUCACAUCAAUCACGGACCACAAUGUCUCGUACCCCAAAGCCAUGUCUCGAGAAGCUGUCUCCAUUUGUAAAGGGUUCUUGAUGAAAAACCCCCAAAAGAGACUUGGCUGUACGACCCAGGGAGAGAGGGACGUCAAGGAUCAUGCAUUUUUCCGCCGUAUAGACUGGUUGAAAGUCAUCAACAGAGAGGUGCAACCACCAUACAAGCCAAAAAUAAGAGAUAACCGAAAAGCUGAGAAUUUUGAUCGAAUGUUUACGAAGGCGGCUGUGAAGCUUACCCCUGUGGAUGAAAUGGUUUUAAUGAAUGCUGAGGGAGCCCUAUUUAGAGGCUUCUCCUACGUGAACCCCUUCUACUCUCUCUCCAGUACAAUGUAGUUUCACACUGAUAUCGUCACUCAGUCAUAGUACAGUAAAAACCGCAAGGAUGUUAGUAAUUUUGACCGCGAGUUUACCAGUGAGAAACCUAUGCUAACACCUACUGAUAAACUAUUUAUCAUGAACCUGGACCAAACUGAAUUUUCCGGAUUCUCAUUCGUAAAUCCAGAAUAUAUUGUGACUGUGUGAAGAUAGAUGGAGCUACCAGAAUAUAGAUGGUGUUGCUAGAAUGUAAUAGAUGGAGUAACUAGUCAUACAUGAUCGCUGCUGUACAUCCAAGAUGGCUGCUAUUGGAUAAGUGUUUCAGUGGUGAAGCUAUUGUCAGUCUGACAACAGAGCAUAUUCAAGAUACAGUGUGUAUUAAAGUACCUCAUAAAACAAUUUUUAAAGCCACUUUGUUGCAUUAAAACAUUAAUGAAGAUAAUUCAGAAGAAACAUCCAAAAGAAAACAAAUUCAAGUUUUACACUUUUGCUGUUACUUAUUUCUUCAAUAUUAAGCAUAUUUUCUGUAUGUUUUAAUUAAUAUUAAAUUGCUUGAAUAUUUUUUUCCUGUAGUCGAGUUGCCAUAAUUAAUCAUUUGAUAUCACCAUGACUACGUAUCUAUAAUCAAAAAGUGCAUAUAUUUAAGUGCAAUACAGAAAAGCAGUUUAUUUCACAAAUAUACAAAGUAUGCCUAAUAUCAUCCUCCCAUCACAGGGCUUCAAAAUCCAGAAUAUUUCUUUUUUCUUUUUACCCCCUGAUAAGCAGUUAGCAUUUCCCCGAUUAAGAACUCACAAUCUGAAUGGCUGUCGCAACACUGGUACAAAAAUCAUGUAUAAGUCAUUGCGCAUAAUUAGAUCAUGUGAUUCAGUUUAAUCGGGCGCUUCCAAAUUG